Molecule: messenger RNA, 558 nt
Organism: Lindgomyces ingoldianus
Lineage: Eukaryota; Fungi; Ascomycota; Dothideomycetes; Pleosporales; Lindgomycetaceae
Exons: 4
Coding region: 1-558 (185 amino acids)
Source: RefSeq, a predicted model, not a curated record
AUGAUUACCGAGAGCGCAAGGGCGGGCGCAGUUGGCUGCACGAAUAUUAGGGGCAGCGCAGGACAAGACGAUGGAUUAUUAAUUGCUCGCAGUGUCUCGCGAGGCGGGGGCCUGGACGGUUAUAUACGACAGCGACGGCUGGAACAAGGCAUUUGUGUCCUUCUUGAAGCCGGAGCCACUAAUACACUAGCGGCCGCUUUGAAGCUAGCCGUAUUAGGCAAUUUAAAGAUUCAUGGAGGGCUCCAGCGGCUGGGCCAGGUGCUGCACGUGGUGAACUCCUCCGAUGACAUUUACCUGUGUUUCUUUUGUCGUUUUCCUCUCCUAUCCCGUGUAUAUUCACUUGCGUCGGACGUCUUCAGCACUUUGUGGCGCACAGAAACAGAUACUCGGCAGCGCCGUUCGGAAGAGUCGAAGACACAAUCCUCCCAAAAGAGCCUCCAAAUCCCGAUUCCACGCUCUGCACGCACUGGCUUCACAAUACAUUUGAGAUGGCAAUACCGCCCGCCAUGGAAAAAGGGUCUUCUUAUGCCAGGCCUAUCGUUGAAGCAGCUUUACUAG